UUUUUUUUUCUCCUUCUGCUUCCCUAUUUCCUAUUUCCUUUUUCUGUUUGUUCUUUUUGGGAUCUUCCUGCAUCUGCCCUUCUUCCCCUUCCCCUGCGUGACUGCGCUAUGCUCACUUUGUCCGUGUGAUUCGAUCUCCCUUUUUCAAUAACUCGACGUCAGAUCCCUGCAUCCUUGACUCAUCUCGUCUUACUCUUCCCCCAACAAUACAAAUGUCGGGCAAUCCCAACGAUCACGACCCUAAUCGUCAGGGUGAUUUAAAUCGCCAGGAUCCUCGAGACCCAAGAGAUUCAAGAGAUCCUAGGGACCCUAGAGCCACCCAGUGGAACAAUCCGGAUGAUCAGGCUUCCUACCCAUAUCCGCCGACUUCCUACCCUCCGCCACCUGACCAGGAUCGUGCCUACCAAUAUCCCCCUCCCGCACAAUACGCGCCAUCGCAGUAUCCCCCUCCUCCGCAGUACGCCCCAUCACAAUAUCCCCCGGCACAGUAUCCGGAUCCAAGAUAUCCGCAUCCGCAAGCCAUGAACGCUAUUCACGGAGCGCAAGAUCCCUACCGCCUCCCACCUCCGCCGGGUCCUUAUCGCGCCGAUGCAUAUGGACCUCAAGCAGGACAAGGGCCUUACCAGGCAGCAGCUCCGCGACAGCGGACGGCCAUUGCAUGCCGGUACUGUCGACGCCGAAAGAUUCGUUGCUCGGGAUUCGAGACCUCGGCAGAUGGACGAUGCAGCAACUGCGUUCGAUUCAACCAAGACUGCAUGUUCACUCCGGUCUCUUCACAAACCCAAGCCUUUGUGCCCGCGCACACCGCCUACCCUCAUCUACGACCUGGACAGAAUGGACCAGGACCAGGGGGCCGUGGUGGGCCACCUGUCCUGUACGGCGCUCACGGACAGCCUCUGCCUCCUCAACAGCAGCCACAAGGCCCCGAGACCACCUUGCCGCCGCCUCAAGGGAUGUACUAUCAGAACGGACGACCUCCCAUGGACGGUGCCCCGCUUCCCCUUGCGUCAACUAUGCCCGAUCCGAGACACCGACGAGGCUCCAACUCGGGAUUUGAAUACCCAGAUCCAACCAAUCUGGCUCCCGUGACACCCGCUGGGUCUGCCCCAGGAUACCAAACUCACACUACACCUAGCCCUUACGCAUAUCCCCCUCCGCCUGCCCACGAUCGACGCACCUCGCCGCCAUCGGCUUAUAACUACGAUGCACGCCCCUCCUCCUCACCUCACGGCUCGCCCUUCCCACCUAUGCAGGCCCACCAGGCGCCUAUGACUCCACACCAGACCAGUGUGCCCCCAGUUUCGGCUCAACAGGGCAGCGCGCCACUCAAGUCAAGUGGGACCCCUCAGCCAGGGGGUGUGACGCCGCCGCCAACCUCUACUCCCGGUGGCUCGCAACGAGGUGGAUUGAACGUGCGCGAUAUGCUGAACCCCGGUGAUUCUCAAGGCCGCUCCAGCACCGAUAGCGACAUGCUCAAUGCGUUGAAUCGCCGAGGCCCGCAAUAGUAAUUCUUAUGUUGCUAUUCGAUAUCCUAGUGGAAACUAGGAGGCGCAUGAAGAAUGCGAUGCGGGGCCGUUAAGGAAUGAGGACCAUUCGGAAUGGACCGUGUGCUGGCCACACGAUCCGAGAGCCAUGUGUCGGGUGCUAGAAUUUGGAAAGAAGAUUUUGAGGUCUCGUCGGACCGUUGUGGGACCGACAUUAGGCCACAAGGGGAGUUUCGGAAUGAUAUUCCAGACAAUGACGAGUACCUAGACGAUGAACGCGACAAGAACGUCACUCUAUGAUCUUUUACAAGAUCACAAAACGCGAACCCACGAGUUUCACGAGCACGAAUUUGAACUUGAUACUGAGACUUCCAGACUUAUGGGCUCUGGUUUUAUCGGCAUAUGAAUUUUUUACUUCCAUAUCUUUUUUUUCUUUUUGACCUUUCUCGGCUUCGGUAUCUCAAUAAUCGCAACUCCAAUACUUUGAUUUGCUCAGAAAGUGGUUUGGCAUGGUUUCCAGGGUGCAGUUCAUGUGCUGGUUUCAAUUGGUUCAACCCACAUCUCAUGAGGGUCUAGCAUGAAUGCAUUCUGGACUAUUACCAUGAGAUCACACUCCGGCUAUUUUUCCCGUGGAGUUCAUUUCCUAUGGGGCCGCAGACAUUGUUCGCAUUGUUAUUUGAAUUUCGGGUGGCUGUCU
Molecule: messenger RNA, 2181 nt
Organism: Penicillium crustosum
Lineage: Eukaryota; Fungi; Ascomycota; Eurotiomycetes; Eurotiales; Aspergillaceae
Product: Zn(II)2Cys6 transcription factor domain-containing protein
Exons: 4
Coding region: 213-1505 (430 amino acids)
Biological process (GO): regulation of DNA-templated transcription
Cellular component (GO): nucleus
Molecular function (GO): DNA-binding transcription factor activity, RNA polymerase II-specific; zinc ion binding
Source: RefSeq, a predicted model, not a curated record